Molecule: messenger RNA, 2784 nt
Organism: Chilo suppressalis (striped riceborer)
Lineage: Eukaryota; Metazoa; Arthropoda; Insecta; Lepidoptera; Crambidae
Source: the annotation of a GenBank genome assembly
CGGCGGGUGAGUGACCGGUCGAAGAACGCGGCCUAAAGUUGUUUUUUUAUAAAAUUUAUUAUCAAAAUAAUUUUCAAAAAUGAAAGGCGACAAGAACGUAGACAUCCAGGCCCUAAAAGAUAUCGCUAACAAGCUGAGAAUCGACAGCAUUGUUGCUACAAAUGCGUCAAAGUCCGGUCACCCAACAUCAUGUGCAUCAAUGGCGGAGAUCAUGUCGGUGCUGUUCUUCCACACCAUGAAGUACAAGGUGUCCGCGCCCAGGGACGCUUCGGCAGACAGAUUUAUCUUGUCCAAGGGUCACGCAGCUCCUAUCCUAUACGCGGCGUGGGCUGAAGCCGGUCUAUUCCCCGUGGAAGACCUGAAGAACUUGCGCAAGCUGGACUCCGACCUCGAGGGUCACCCCACUCCUAGACUGGGCUUCGUGGACGUUGGCACUGGCUCGCUCGGCCAGGGGUUGGCGGUCGCGGCAGGCAUGGCCUAUGUUGGCAAAUACUUCGACCAAGCUCCUUACAGAGUAUACUGCGUGGUUGGGGACGGCGAAGCAGCCGAAGGCAGCGUAUGGGAGUCCCUUCACUUCGCCAGUCACUACAAACUAGACAACCUAGUAGUAAUCUUCGACGUCAAUCGCCUUGGACAGUCUGAGCCUACUUCCCUUCAGCAUCAGAUGGAAGUGUACGAUGCCCGCCUCAAAUCAUUCGGUCUCCACUCCAUAGUGGUUGACGGACAUGACGUCUCGGAGUUAGUGAAGGCAUUCGAUGAAGCCGCCAACACUAGUGGAAAACCUACAGCCGUCAUCGCCAAAACCUUCAAAGGCAAAGGGUUCCCGGGCAUCGAGGACUUGGAGAACUGGCACGGAAAAGCCUUGGGCGCUGAGGGCGAGAAGAUUGUCAAGCACCUCCAGACCCAGAUCAAGAACAACAAGAUAUCUCUGAAAGCGUCUCCUCCAUUAGCUGAGGCGCCAAAAGUGCACAUUGGGGAUAUCACUCUCUCUUCCCCGCCUUCUUACAAAUCCGGGGAACAGGUCGCCACUCGUUUGGCUUACGGCACCGCUCUGAAGAAGAUCGCUGACACGAAUAUGCGGGUGAUUGCUCUUGACGGUGACACCAAAAACUCCACGUUCAGUGACAAACUCCGUAACGCGUACCCUGACAGGUACAUUGAGUGUUUCAUCGCGGAGCAGAACCUAGUUGGCGUGGCUACUGGAGCCGCGUGUCGCGAUAGAGCCGUAGUAUUCGCUUCUACGUUCGCUGCCUUCUUCACACGCACUUUUGACCAGAUCCGUAUGGGUGCCAUAAGUCAGUCGAACAUCAACCUGGCCGGUUCCCACUGCGGUGUCAGUAUCGGCGAGGAUGGUCCCUCGCAGAUGGGACUAGAAGACAUCGCUUUAUUCCGGGCCGUGCCUACUGCUACCGUCUUCUAUCCAUCUGACGCAGUAUCGACCGAACGCGCCGUAGAAUUGGCCGCCAAUACGAAGGGAAUCUGCUACAUCCGCACCUCCCGCCCCAAUACUUCAAUGUUGUACCCCAACGAUGAGACUUUCAAGGUUGGUCAAGCUAAAGUGGUCCGUCAGUCUGCUAAAGAUAAGGUGCUUUUGAUCGGCGCCGGAAUCACUUUACACGAAGCAGUCGCUGCAGCGGACAAACUGAAGGAAGAAGGCGUUGAAGCCCGAAUUCUCGACCCAUUCACCAUCAAGCCGUUGGACGAAGCGGCGGUAUUGCAGCACGCGCGCGCCGUGGGAGGAAGAGUCGUUGUCGUAGAGGACCAUUACCAAGCCGGAGGUAUCGGUGAAGCAGUUAUGUCAGCUGUGGCCCUAGAACGUGACGUGAUCGUUAAUCACGUUUACGUAAAAGAGGUUCCUCGCUCGGGCCCGCCAGCGGCUUUGCUCGACAAAUACGGCAUCUCCGCACCGCAUAUCGUCGCCGCAGCCAAAGCCAUCCUUAAAGCCUAGACUGUAAGGUCCAAAGUGAGUUGUUACUGUUCUUUACUUCUGAAAUAUUAUUUAGUUGUAUCUGUGAUUUUGAAAGAAUCUUUGCCGCUUAAAAUAUUGUGAUUUGUAGAAAAGAAUCUUUGCCGUUUAAUAUGUUGUAGUCUUUAGAAAGGGAAGGUGGAUAAACUAUUUUUUUAGUACUUUCUUAGUGUUAAAGUUGACAAUGUAAAGAGAAAUGAAAUUUAGACACAAAGAGUGGACUUUAGGAUAACUGCCUAAGUUCAUUGCUAUUACUUAUGACGUCACCUAUUAUUUCGACACUGUAGAAACAGAGUUAAAAACAAAAGUCGAACCUGUUGCUAAUUACCAUAAAUUUGCAUAAAAAGACAAGUAAAUGUUACUUUAUGUAGUAGGCAGUACAUUCUAAAACAAAUUGCUUUUGUAGAAAGCUACGAAAUAACGCAAAGACGUCGAAAACCAUAUCAAUAACAAAUAAGGCGUUACAAACUAAUGUCGAAUUAUUGAGGUACAUAUAUCUCCACACACAUAUAUAUAUAUAUAUAUAUAUUUGAGGUAUAUAUGUCUCCACUGAUUAGUCUGAAAAAAAUGUGAUAAUUAGUAUAUCGUUGCAUCAUAUCGGCUCAAUAGAUCUUAUGGACUUAUUGUCAUAUGGAACAGUAACAAUUCAUCAAGUGUGUAAUUCCUGGUAUUUCCAUGAUACAACAUUCCCCGAUAUUUGCAUUCCUUGAAAAGUGAAUUCCCGUUCUAUUUCAAUAUAUUUAACAGAAUUUAAUCAAAAUCUGUUAUUUGUAAAUGUACAUAUAAUCAACUUUUUAUAUAAAAGAUUUUAUGCUUCC